AUGGCUCGGCUCAGGGACUCACGCUCACCAAGCCCUGCAGGAAGCUCAAGAAGAUACCGUCGCGAUGAUGACAGACGACGUGACCGGGACCGCGAUCGGGACCGCCGCCGCCGCUCGCGGACGCCGCCACGCCCCCGCGAUGAGUAUCGCCGACGGGAUCGUUCCCUAGACCGGAGCGACGAUUACCACAGAGAUGGACGAGAUCGGAGACGCUCCCGUGAUCGCUAUAAUGAUGGCGGUAGAGACAGGGAUCGGGAUUGGGACAGAGACAAGGGUCGUCGUGACCGUGAUGACAGACGCAAGAGGGACGACUCCCGCGACCGCGCGAGGAGUCGACGAGAAGGCACCACCGACUCUCAUCGCUCUGGACCAACCGAUUCUCGCGCGCGGCCCGCUGCAGAGGUAUGUCCACCCUUCCGCUCUAAACAUGCAAAUAUUCACACUUCUCGAUCUCAGUCUACAGAUACCAAGUCGAAGCCAAACGCCCCGCCUGCUGCAGCACAGUCAGAUGCCGACAAGAAAGCCGAACGCCUUGCCAAACUCGCAGCAUGGAAGAAGAAGCAGGAACUGGAGAAGGAAAAGGCCAAGGAGGCCACUCCGGGAGCGACGAGAAAACUUCUUGCUGAGAUGGACCAGAAGGCUAACGGCAGUUCUGCUGCGACCCCAUCAGUAGCAUCUCCUACAUCUGCGGUAGCAUCGCCAGCAGCGAGCACCUCGUUUCCGUCACCCGCAACUCCGUAUUCUGGUAAAUUCGACCCCAAGGAAAUUGCGAAGAAGUCGGCUCGUGUACACGAAUCAAGUGCUGCGCCCAAAUUGGGCUCGAUCGGCGUACAGCUACCCCCCUCGAAGCCAGCUGCUCCAGUCAGUGGAUUGCCCAAGGCAUCAGCGCUACCGAAAGCCAAAACCAGCGGCUUUGGGUUUCACAAGCAGAAUGCAGAUACCGACAAGAUCCCGCAGAAACGAAAAUUGAUUCUUGAUGAGGAGGAGGCAUCCGACAGAAAGCUCGCUAAGCUCCCUUCUCUACCUCUUGCUGACGUUGAUGAUACUCCAUACGAAGUACAAGAUGACGACGAGGAGGAUGCUGAUAACUUUGCGGGCGAUGAGGAGGAGGAAGCGGCGGCAGCACGAGCCGCUCAAGAACGCCGCGAAGAGCGCAUGGCUCAGGAAAAUGCCCAACAAAAUAGCACGAUGGAUAUUGAUGAAUCGAAAGCAGAGGUUGAUGCGACUACCGUGUCUGCCGACGCUGGCGGUCAAGCAAUGGAGGUAGACGAAGAGGAGGAAGUAGACGCGCUGGACGCAUUCAUGAACGACUUGGAGUCCAAGCCAGCCCCAGCUUCGAAACCCGCGAAACUCAAUGGCGCGAGCCAGAAAAAGGUCGAGCCAGAGCCGGAAGCAUUUUUUAGUGGUGAUGACGAUUAUGAUUAUGCCAAAAACGAGGAUGAACCAGGCGCAUUCCUGGAAAAGGUCAACAAGGCUCGCAAGAAGAAGGAUAUUCCCACUGUCGACUACAGCAAACUUGAUAUGGCACCCCUUAGAAAGAAUUUCUGGGUUGAGCCAGCUGAAUUGUCUGAAAUGACCGAGGCGGAACUGACGGAUUUGAGACUCGAACUCGAUGGCAUCAAGGUGUCUGGCAAGGACGUGCCCAAGCCGGUACAGAAAUGGUCACAGUGUGCCUUGUCGCGACGGACACUGGAUAUCAUUGACAGUCUCGGCUUCGACAAGCCAACACCUAUCCAGAUGCAAGCCUUCCCGGCCAUCAUGUCUGGCCGUGACAUCAUUGGUAUUGCUAAGACUGGCUCGGGCAAAACCCUCGCCUUUCUGUUGCCAAUGUUUCGACAUAUCAAGGACCAAGAGCCAUUGAGGGAGAACGAUGGUCCAAUUGGGCUGAUCAUGACUCCGACCAGAGAACUUGCCACCCAAAUUCACCGUGAUUGCAAGCCUUUCCUCAAAUCGAUGGGACUGAGGGCGGUCUGUGCCUAUGGCGGUGCACCCAUCAAGGAUCAUAUUGCCGAGCUCAAACGAGGUGCUGAGAUCGUGGUAUGCACUCCAGGACGUAUGAUCGAUCUCCUUGCCGCGAACCAGGGCCGGGUAACGAACUUGAAGCGUGUCACGUAUGUGGUGCUUGACGAAGCAGACCGCAUGUUCGACAUGGGAUUUGAACCACAAGUCAUGAAAAUCCUCAACAACAUGCGACCGGAUCGUCAGAACAUUUUAUUCUCUGCUACAAUGCCCCGAAUCAUGGAUGCGUUGGCGAAGAAGAUUCUGAAAGAUCCCGUUGAAAUCACCGUGGGCGGCAAGAGUGUUGUAGCUCCCGAAAUCACACAAAUUGUGGAGGUCAGGGAAGAGGACAAGAAGUUCAUCAGAUUGCUUGAAUUGUUGGGCGAGCUCUAUGACAAGGACGAGGAUGCUCGAAGUCUGAUCUUUGUUGAACGCCAGGAGAAGGCUGACAAGCUAUUGAAAGAGUUACUGCAAAAGGGAUAUCCAUGCAUGUCAAUCCAUGGCGGAAAGGAUCAGGUCGAUCGGGAUUCUACGAUUUCAGAUUUCAAAGCUGGCGUCGUCCCCAUCAUGAUUGCAACCUCGGUCGCCGCUCGAGGUCUUGAUGUCAAGCAGUUGAAACUGGUCGUCAACUAUGACGCGCCCAACCACUUGGAGGAUUACGUCCACCGUGCUGGCCGCACUGGUCGUGCCGGCAAUAAAGGAACUGCUGUGACUUUUGUCACUGGCGAACAGGAGAACAGUGCCUAUUGCAUUGCAAAAGCCCUGGAGCAGAGUGGGCAGCCCGUCCCCGAACCCAUUACAGUAAUGCAAAAGGCCUUCCAGGAGAAGCUGAAAGCCGGCAAGGCCCGAGACUCGUCUGGAUUUGGCGGCAAAGGUUUGGACAAGCUGGACCAGGAACGAGAGGCCGCACGACUGCGAGAACGGAAGAGUCAUCGGACCGAGGGCGAUGAGGAGGAAGAGAAUGAGGAGGAGAAGGCAAAGGAAGACAAGAAGGCUGACAAGGCACUGUCAGCUAUUCAAGCGGCAGCUUCUGCAGUCUCGUCGCGUGAUGCUGCGCCAGCCAAGCAGCCCGACUUGGAGCCAAAGUUUACCAUUCACAAGCGAGAAGACCCACCGCCAAACUCAGGCAACAAUCCCUUGGACAAAGUCUCCUCGGCUCGUGAUGCCAUCAAUGCCCGUCUUGGUAAAUCUGGACAGCUUCGGCCCGGACAGCCCAUCGAUAAUAAAGGCCCAGACGCCGGAGCCUUUCAUGCGACUCUUGAAAUCAACGACUUUCCGCAGAAGGCUCGUUGGGCUGUCACGAACCGCACAAACGUUGCCAAGAUUCUUGAAGCAACGGGCGUUUCCAUCACCACCAAGGGUACCUUCUACCCUGCAGGCAAGGAGGUGCCACCAGGAGGCGAGGCCAAACUGUACAUCUUGGUGGAGGGUGAUACUGAAGUCGUUGUGUCGACAGCAAUGACGGAGCUGACUCGCUUGUUGAAGCAAGGUACGAUGGCCGCUGCAGAUGCUGAAAGUCGGCAGCCAAUGGGCAGAUAUAAUGUCAUCUAG
Pestalotiopsis fici W106-1 is the source of this 3549-nucleotide messenger RNA. RefSeq names its product Pre-mRNA-processing ATP-dependent RNA helicase PRP5. NCBI's taxonomy places the organism in Eukaryota, Fungi, Ascomycota, Sordariomycetes, Amphisphaeriales, Sporocadaceae. The transcript has a single exon. The coding region runs from base 1 to 3549 and encodes 1182 amino acids. Gene Ontology annotation, molecular function: RNA helicase activity; ATP binding; nucleic acid binding. The record is from RefSeq and is a predicted model, not a curated record.